Molecule: messenger RNA, 1842 nt
Organism: Papilio machaon (common yellow swallowtail)
Lineage: Eukaryota; Metazoa; Arthropoda; Insecta; Lepidoptera; Papilionidae
Product: medium-chain acyl-CoA ligase ACSF2, mitochondrial
Exons: 12
Coding region: 103-1842 (579 amino acids)
Biological process (GO): fatty acid metabolic process
Molecular function (GO): medium-chain fatty acid-CoA ligase activity
Source: RefSeq, a predicted model, not a curated record
UACAUUAUUCGUUCAUUAUCAGUCCCAACACGUUUUACUUACAAACAGACCAGUCUGAUUCUGUCGCUCUGUUUGUCCGUUUGUGCGCUCGUCUGUUGAAAGAUGUUUACAAAACGCGCUGCUAUACUAGCAAACAGGAUUACCCUGAGACAUACAUAUCGCCAAACUCGUCUCCUACAAUCAGACCCGAAUGCGAGCUACCUCCACAAUCCAGGAUCUGAACCUCUAACUAUUGCAACGCUUGGAGAAGUACUAGCAGAAAGCGCAAAUAAGUAUCCGAACAGAAUCGCUGUUCGAUCUAUACAUGAAGAUUUAACUCUAACCUACGAAGAGUUAUUAACUCAGGCUGACUCUUUAGGAUGUACACUGAGAGCGAAUGGUUUCAACAAAGGGGACAGAUUAGGAAUAUGGACUCAUAACAUGGCGGCUUGGAUUGUCACAGUCUUGGCCGCGGCGCGAGUUGGAUUAAUAUCGGUCUGUAUAAAUCCAGUUUACGAGAAAUCAGAGCUAAGCUUCUGUUUAAAGAAAACUGGUAUGAAGGGACUCAUUAUCGGAAAUUCUGUCAACAAUAGGGAUUAUUACAACAGCUUGAAACAUAUCAUACCUGAAUUAGACGGCUCCAAACCUGGUGCACUCAUAUCUAAACAGUUUCCUGACUUAAAUACAAUCAUCAGUUUAGAAAAGGAGAAAUUAAACGGGGUAUUUACAUUCGACUCGCUACUGGAAAACGAAACCAACCAAGUGUCAAAGUAUGAGAGCGAAAUCAAACCGGAAGACGGCAGCAUCAUCCACUUCACCUCGGGGACCACGGGAGAUCCCAAAGCAGCUUUAGACUCGCAUUUAGGAGUCGUAAAUAACGCCUACUUUAUUGGAAAACGAAACGGUUAUGAUAAAGAUAACCAGAAAAUUUGUGUAAUGGUACCACUCUUCCAUGGCCUGGGAUCUGUGGGGACAACCUUGGCCGGACUGAGACACGGCGCGACGCUGGUGCUGGCCGCGCCCGUGUACAAUGUACCUGCAAACAUCAAUGCUCUGCUUGUUGAGAAAUGUACAGCUGUGACGGGUACUCCCACAAUGUAUGUAGACAUGAUAUCCCAGGUCCGAGAGCGCGGCGACCUUCCUCUGCGCCUGCGCAUGGCUCUCACGGCUGGCGCGCCCUGCUCGCCGCAACUCAUUAGAGACAUGCAUAAAUAUCUUAAAACAGACUCUGUGCUCGCCUUGUAUGGCAUGACGGAGUCCACAGCGAGCGUAUUCCAGUCCAAACCCGGAGAUGACAUCGACGUAGUCGCAGAUACCGUCGGCUACAUACAAGAUCACGUGGAAGUUAAGGUAGUAGACGAAGAUGGUAAAACAGUUCCAUUCGGCGCCCCUGGUGAAUUGCUCGUGCGAGGUUACAACACAAUGAUCGGCUACUGGGACGAACCGGAGAAGACGAAGAACACUAUAUCCGAGGACGGCUGGUUAAGUACCGGAGAUAAGUUUACUAUAUCCCCCGACGGAUACGGGCGCGUGGUUGGUCGGCUGAAGGACAUAAUAGUGCGUGGCGGAGAGAACAUAGCGCCCAAAGAGAUAGAGGACCUCCUGAACACGCAUCCAGAUGUUAUUGAGAGCCAGGUUAUUGCAAUCUCUGACGAGAGAUUGGGAGAAGAACUAUGCGCUGUUCUGAGAACACGAGAUGGCGCUACCGUCACACUCGAUGACGUGAGAAAAUUCUGCAGCGGACAUAUUGCAAAGUUCAAAAUACCGCGGGUCUUGAAAAUAACGGACAAUUUCCCGAAGACCGCAUCCGGAAAGAUUCAGAAGUUUAAGCUGAGAGAUUUAAUCGAAUCCGGUAAAUUAUAG